This is a messenger RNA of Loa loa (African eye worm), 1543 nucleotides long. Its product is annotated as serine/threonine-protein phosphatase 2A catalytic subunit alpha isoform. Gene Ontology annotation, molecular function: protein serine/threonine phosphatase activity. Lineage: Eukaryota; Metazoa; Nematoda; Chromadorea; Rhabditida; Onchocercidae. Gene Ontology annotation, cellular component: cytosol. The transcript is spliced from 6 exons. The record is from RefSeq and is a predicted model, not a curated record. Gene Ontology annotation, biological process: peptidyl-serine dephosphorylation; mitotic cell cycle. Bases 22 to 1005 code for a protein of 327 amino acids.
UUUCAGGUGGCUAAGAAAAAUAUGGACUCAUCUCCCAAGAAUGCGGCAGCAACUCCAUCGGCAUCCGCUGGUGAUGCAACACAGCGGUCUCAGUUAAAGGAACUGGACCAGUGGAUCGAGCAGCUCUACAACUGUGAGCAACUUUCUGAGAAUCAAGUGAAAAUUUUAUGUGAUAAGGCGAAAGAAAUAUUGCAAACAGAAUCAAAUGUCCAGGAGGUGAAGUGUCCGGUGACUGUUUGUGGGGACGUUCAUGGACAAUUUCAUGAUUUGUUGGAACUCUUCAAAAUGGGUGGCAAAGCUCCAGAUACUAAUUACCUUUUUAUGGGAGAUUAUGUCGACAGAGGGUACCAUUCCGUCGAAACAGUCACAUUGCUAGUUUGUUUGAAGGUGCGUUAUAAAGAACGUGUUACUAUUCUACGAGGCAACCAUGAGUCACGGCAGAUUACUCAGGUCUAUGGUUUCUACGAUGAAUGCUUACGUAAGUAUGGCAAUUCUAAUGUGUGGAAAUAUUUUACGGAUCUGUUUGAUUAUCUUCCUCUGACAGCAUUGGUUGAUGGGCAGAUAUUUUGCUUACAUGGUGGUCUUUCGCCGUCCAUCGAUAGUCUCGAUCAUAUUCGUUCGCUUGAUAGGCUUCAGGAAGUACCACAUGAAGGGCCGAUGUGUGAUUUGCUGUGGUCAGAUCCUGAUGAUCGUGGAGGUUGGGGUAUUUCACCACGAGGAGCUGGUUAUACAUUUGGACAAGAUAUAUCAGAAACUUUCAAUCAUGGUAAUGGUCUCACACUAAUUUCCAGAGCUCAUCAGCUUGUCAUGGAGGGUUAUAACUGGAGUCACGACCGUAAUGUUGUAACAGUUUUUUCUGCACCGAAUUACUGUUAUCGUUGUGCAAAUCAGGCGGCCAUGGUUGAAUUGGAUGAUGAACUGCGAUACUCAUUCUUGCAAUUUGAUCCGGCUCCAAGAAAAACAGAAACAAAUGUCGUCCGACAAACUCCUGACUACUUCCUCUAACUAAUUAGAGAUUUUUUUGCAGUAUGAGCUUUUUGGCUGUAUCUAUUCUCUUUCUGAGGUAAGAAAUAUUUCACGAAGCAAAGAUUUUUGAAGGAUAUGUAUGUUUCUGUUCGAUUGUGGCAGGAAAGUCUUCCGGUCCCUUCCAUUUCUUCCUAUCCUUUUACUUGGAUUUGAGAAAAUUUGAGGUGGUACGGUUAAUUUGCGACUGCUCAACCUUCAAACUUAUUAUAAAUGCAGUUAGAUUAUGAAUGCAAUAUUAAGCAUUUGGUCUUUGAAAUCGCAGUCCUAAGUUUUCAGCCACUUCUCAUCGGGAUGUUCCCGUAAUGGAAGUCGUUUGUUGCGGUUCUCUUACACGAACUUAAUUAAACUGUCUUUCUUAUUUCAAGCAGUAAUCUGUGUACUUUGGGUGCAUUUUGUAUUCGAUGAAAUAAAUCAAAGCAUCAUAUGUGCUGCAAUUCUUUCCUCAGAUAAAUUUUAACUAUGAAUCCUUCUGGUCACUGGGCAAACAAAUUCCAACCAGUCAGCAAACAAAAGAGCA